Molecule: messenger RNA, 2715 nt
Organism: Cladophialophora immunda
Lineage: Eukaryota; Fungi; Ascomycota; Eurotiomycetes; Chaetothyriales; Herpotrichiellaceae
Exons: 2
Coding region: 1-2715 (904 amino acids)
Source: RefSeq, a predicted model, not a curated record
AUGGCCUCCAAAUCACGAGCCCUCAAUGCUGCCCAUGCUGCUGGGAUUUUUGCAGACAUGACCCUCGACGGCCCCGAGAUUGGCACCCUCGUGGCCGUGGUUGACAGGGCCAAAAACCUUCCGAAUCGGAAGACCAUGGGCAAGCAAGAUCCUUAUUGUGCUAUGCGGCUGGGAAAAGAAGCCAAGAAGACGGAGACAGAUAAAAGAGGCGGGCAGACACCUAGAUGGGACCAAGAACUGCGAUUCACUGUCCACGAGUCCCCCGAUUAUUACAAAUUGAAAUGCUCGGUUUUCAAUGAUGACAAGAAGACCGACCUCAUUGGCGAAGCUUGGAUUGAUCUAACAGAAGUCAUCAUUCCAGGCGGUGGACAGAGUGAUCAGUGGCGUCAAUUGAACUUCAAGGGAAAAUAUGCUGGAGACAUCCGGAUCGAGCUGACAUAUUACGAUACAAGACCGAAGCCGGAGCCUCUAGCAGAGAAGCAAAAACAAAGAGACAAAUCUCAUUCUAUGGCCAGUGACGCCGCGAGCAUACCCUCUGGCCCUCGUCAACUGGGCCCUCGUGAUAUCAAGAGGAGGCCACUUCCACCAGGUCCUGGUGGACACUCAGGUGUUCCUCCCACUCAAACUUCGGGAUGGCCUAGGGAAGAGUUGACGGAUACAUUUCCAGGCCAGGGAUAUACGAAUAGCAACCCUCCACCACGUCCACCAAAACAAAGGUUUGUUCCCGAGACUCCGGACGAUGUUGGAUAUGAUCUCAACCCUCGAUUCGGCCCCGACUCUUACGAACCGCCUCAAAAUUCUGGCCCACCUUAUCACCAAGAUCAAUCCUCUGGCAGAUAUUACGAUAAUUACCACGAUCCAAUCGCCGGGUACGGGGAGCAAGACCCAUAUGUGAUGGAUUCCUACCAGCAACCAGGACUUCUACCACAAACCCAACUACCACAGCCUAUGUCAGGUCCACCGCCACCGGAUCAUCAUUCCUCAUCGGUGCCACAUUCACCAUACGAUAUGCCAGACCAGCCUCUUUAUCAUUCCUCUCCCCCUCGAAUGACGCCUCAGGGCACGCCACCAGCGACCGCGCAAAACCAACACUGGAACGGCAGGGGCAGCACAUCUCCGAUUAAGUACGCCGCCUACAGGGAUAGUCCACUCCGGCAAUCCAUAAGUCCAAAUGAUAUGCCUGGAGCGACUCCGCCCUACGCCGAUCCACGGUUCGAUGAAGAUGGGUCACCACCGCCUCCUCCUGCUCACCGAGGUACGAUGACAAGGGUGCCCGCACCUUCCUCGAAUUACCGAAACUCAUAUGGAGAACCUUCGCCACGUACUCCGGUGAAGGCCAAUACCGUCGAAGGCAGGAGUCCUCUUCAGAGGCUCGAGCGUGAUUAUGAUCCAUUUCAGGCAACUCCUCCCUCCCAAGAUAUACAACGCCAGAUUCCAACGCCGCAAUCUUAUGAACCAAGCCCACCACCACCAGUUGACCAUGACCGAUAUCCCAUGUUCCCAUCUGAUAGGCGAAAAUCCUACAAUGGUGAUAUACACCAGCUUCAACCCACAUGCACUGAAAACGCACCUGAUCAGAUCUGCGAUCGUAAUUUCGCUGAACAACGUGAUGGAGAAAACCUUCUAGAGAAUUUCAGGCGUUCUACAGGCAAUGAACCUCUACGACGGGCGCAGACGUUCGACAAUUUUGAAUUACACGACGAAAGACACGUCCGAAGAUCUGCUCCGGUCGUUGUCCGACCUCGUCCAAUCACUCCCAAUUCUAAUCACAUUAUUCCUAGGAAAUCAAUUACCCCAACAUUCGCAACGAGCGAUGACCGCAACCAGAUGUCUAGUGUUCCAUAUGGACCUGGCUCAUACGAUGUGUUGAACCCCGGCCCCAGUUCAACACCGGUUGACGGUGCAUUCAACUCCCCAGAAGAUGCGUUAGAGGUGGCUCGACAGAAGGAGGUUGACAAACUUCGAGAUCAAGGUCCUAUUAUCGGGAAUGACGGCCGAGUAAUUGAUCCCUCGGACCAUCUUCCUUCUGAUACGUGGGCGCCGGAACCGGAAAGGAAACAACGGAAACCAGAGCAUGUCAUUAGGAUCCGGACAAGAGAAGAAGCACGAACGCACAGUCGUGCAGGAUCGUCUCCAGCCUCCGUUCGACCGCACUCGAUUGCGGCGUCGCCUUAUCAGGUCUCUCCUAGCGCUCCGGUGUCUUCGCCGUACCAGGCGUCAACCCCUCCAGCCACGGCUCCAGUUUCACCUCAAGUUGAAGCACCGAGUGGCCGAAACAGGCUGAAGAAACCAAUGCCAAACCGACCUCUCCCGACCCAACCGUACCCAAACGCUCAAGCAGGUCCAGCUGCAAGGAACAGCGCCACAACCGAGCGACCUAGUCCCUCAAACCAACGAUAUACGAUCCACUCUUCACCUGGAAGCGGAUCACCUCAGCGAUCUCCAAUGUCAGAAUAUCAAGUUCCGCCUGCGAGCAGUUACAAUCCGCGUGGCGGAUAUGGACCACCGCCCGGACCUCAGUACCAACUGGAAUAUUCGCCGUCACCGGCAAAUCCGCCAGUUGAGAGGUCAAUGCCGGAGAAUCCCGGUUACGGCGGUGGCCCGUCGUAUGAUGCUGAGAACUCCCUGGCUCUUGAGCUGAGCCGGAUUGACAUAGGGCCGUCGAGGAUGCCCAGGACGGCAUUACGGCCCCAGAAAGCAUAUGGUGCGUAUUAG